CAUGAAAAUUAGGAUUAACAAAUUACGAGGAUCUUUCUUCUAUCAACGACCAUCGUUGUGUUGUGCGUGUCUCUUCCACGGUGACCGAUCGCCAUGAACAUUUUCUCCAAGAAACCCACUGCCAAAGAGGCCCUUCGUGAGAGUAAACGAGAAAUGGCAAACGCCACUAGAGGUGUGGAAAAGGAAAUUGGAGCACUACAAUUGGAAGAAAAGAAGCUUCUUGCUGAGAUAAAAAGAACUGCUAAGACAGGCAAUGAGGCAGCUACUAAAAUUCUAGCACGCCAGUUGGUCAGGCUUAGGCAACAAAUUGCCAAUCUUCAAGGUAGUAGAGCUCAGAUGAGAGGCAUAGCAACUCACACGCAGGCGAUGCAUGCCCAUUCUUCUGUUGCUGCUGGCAUGAAAGGCGCUACAAAGGCAAUGGCAGCUAUCAAUAAGCAAAUGGAGCCAGCUAAGCAAGCUAAAAUUAUACAGGACUUCCAGAAACAAUCAGCACAGAUGGAUAUGACUACUGAAAUGAUGUCAGAUGCCAUAGAUGAUGCCUUGGACGAUGAUGAAGCUGAAGAGGAAACCGAUGAACUGACAAAUCAGGUGCUGGAUGAAAUUGGUGUGGAUGUUGCCUCACAGUUAUCAGCAGCCCCCAAAGGGAGAAUUAGAACAAAGAAUACUGAAGAUGUUAGCAGCUCGGGCAUUGACGAACUUGAGAAGCGUUUGGCAGCUCUUAGAAACCCUUAAUUUUUUGGCUGGGAUCGUGAUAGUUUUAAACAAAAAUUCAUUCCUGGAUCAUGUUUUACAGGGAUUUGACAAGUUGAGUGUGUACAUAUACAUCUUUGAUAUUAUCAUGUAGGAAUGAUGAUAUAUCAAAAUUGCUGAGAUGGCAAUUUACCAGUAGAAGUUCUAGUUGGGGACAUAAAGAAUAAUAAAUAGUCCUAAGUUUGAUGCUAUUUUUAUGCAAACUGCCACGUUGAUUAAUGCUGAGCUGGCCGAAAAAAGCUUUUA
Vigna radiata var. radiata (mung bean) is the source of this 996-nucleotide messenger RNA. Its product is annotated as vacuolar protein sorting-associated protein 2 homolog 3. Gene Ontology annotation, biological process: endosome transport via multivesicular body sorting pathway; protein transport; late endosome to vacuole transport. Bases 94 to 732 code for a protein of 212 amino acids. The transcript is spliced from 11 exons. The record is from RefSeq and is a predicted model, not a curated record. NCBI's taxonomy places the organism in Eukaryota, Viridiplantae, Streptophyta, Magnoliopsida, Fabales, Fabaceae. Gene Ontology annotation, cellular component: ESCRT III complex; multivesicular body.